GGUAUUGGUCCACCGGUACCAGAGACAAGGAAUUGAAAGUAAUAUUGCCGUUGUUGGGAUAUCCCAAUCCUUACUUGAAAGUUACUGUAAACUAUGACAUCAUAAAAGGUAUAUGUAAUAUAUACCUGAAACAAUCGGAACAUAUAUGGCAAACGAUGAUAAAUGGUGGUAGAGCUGAAGUUGGCGAGCAAAUAGUAUAUGUGAGUGAUAUGAUGACUACAAAACUCAAUUUCAAAAUAUCUUGUCAUCGUAUUGUGGAACCCGACGAACUGUUUUCUACUGAAGAACGUACAGAAUCCGAUGUUGAAGAACGCACAGAAUCCAAUGAUGUUCCCGUAUACACGGGUGCUGGGGCUGGUGAAAGUUCGGGGCGCCCUCUUCCGAAUGAACAGAUUGAUGAAUCUGACGAAUCGGAUGAAAGCAUUGGUCCGGGGUCAAAGACUAAUGAUACACCGCAAAUCGUCUGUCAGAAAUAUGUGAUCGUGUCUUCUAACCCCAUGUCCCCUACCAGUCGGAAUAGAGUGCACGAAGGGCAUCAUAUUAUAACGUUAAAGAAAGUCUUUAUUAAGGAAGUCUUGUAUGAGGCCUCCUUCUACAACGAAAUCAAAUGGUUGAAGGAGCUUCAAUCAGAAUGGGUGGUAGAGUGGAUGGAUCUCGGAGAUGAAACGCCGCCUCCGAAUAUUGAUCUUAUUGCCGAUUUUAGUAUGGACAUAUUUGCUCUUUCAGGUAUAUUCUAUUUCUUGUGGGUCAAGAAAUUGAUGUAUAAUGAUACUGAGGAGUUGCAAGCGUUGUUGAAUGAUGAAUUUGCAAGCGUGAAACAGAAGAUUGGCGAUGAGAGUGUGUCAAAGAUGAUUCUAAUGAUGUCAAAAGUACAGCCAGAUGACCGAUGUCAGAUUGAUGACGUGAUGGAAGAUUUAAAAAAAUUGAUGGGUGGACGUCGGAGGAGGGGCACUGAAGAUGUGAAUGAUGAUUGA
Molecule: messenger RNA, 974 nt
Organism: Acaulospora colombiana
Lineage: Eukaryota; Fungi; Glomeromycota; Glomeromycetes; Diversisporales; Acaulosporaceae
Source: the annotation of a GenBank genome assembly